Oncorhynchus nerka (sockeye salmon) is the source of this 3205-nucleotide messenger RNA. RefSeq names its product zinc finger protein 239-like. Gene Ontology annotation, biological process: regulation of transcription by RNA polymerase II. NCBI's taxonomy places the organism in Eukaryota, Metazoa, Chordata, Actinopteri, Salmoniformes, Salmonidae. The coding region runs from base 93 to 1241 and encodes 382 amino acids. The transcript has 2 exons. The record is from RefSeq and is a predicted model, not a curated record. Gene Ontology annotation, molecular function: RNA polymerase II cis-regulatory region sequence-specific DNA binding; DNA-binding transcription factor activity.
GGUUACAUGAUGCCGUAUUUUACCUUUUUCAUGUAAAGUAUAAAGGAUUUAUACCCCAGUCUAGUUGGUGGCGGUAAUGCAACAUUUAUUGGAUGCCAACCGCCGUUAAAUCUCAUCGAAGAAGAAGAAGACGAAGAACGCUAAGCAGAAUCAGAGAGGUUUCAACCAACAUUUAUUUGAUAAAGCGAAAAGCUACUUUCAUAACCAUUGCUAAUAUGUCAAAACUACAGAUGUUGAAUGUGUUUGUCACCGAGCGUUUGUCGGCGGCUGCUGUGGAGAUAUUCGGAGCCGUGGAGAAGACGGUUGCAGAGUAUCAGGAAGAAAUCUGCCGUUCAGCGGAGGAGAACGAGCGUUUACGCAGGCUGUUGGAUUUGGUUAGCAAACCAGAGAUAAAGUUACACAGAGCAGACUUCCAGGUACUGCCUCCUGCCGUUCACCCUGAGCAGCAGAACUGUAAGCAGGAGUGGAGCCCCAGUCUGGGGCAGGAGGACCCAGAACCCACACAGAUUAAAGAGGAACAACAGGAGCACAGACUCAGUCAGGAGGACCCACCUCAGCACUCACAUCUUUACCAAAACCAAACUGUGGAUGAUGGAGAGAGGGGUAUUCUACCUAUCAUCAUAACUGAAGAGAUCAAAACAGAACCUGAUGGAGAGGGCUACAUAGUACCAGAACCAACCAGUGAUCAGCCCCUUUCAGUUCAUCCAGACUACUCUGCUGCAGUGGAGAAACCAUAUCGGUGUCAACAAUGUGACAAAAGCUUCACACGUAAGGGACACUUGACCAUUCAUUCAAAGAUACACACAGGAGAGAAAUCUUAUCUGUGCAAACAAUGUGACAAAAGCUUCAUCCAGAAAGGCGACUUAGACAGACAUACUAGGGUACACACAGGAGAUAAUCCAUACCAGUGCAAACAAUGUGGCAAAAUGUUUAACCAGAAAGGAAGCUUGACCAUCCAUUCAAGGAUACAUACAGGGGAGAAACCUUAUCAGUGCAAAGACUGUGACAAAUCCUUCAACCAGAAGAUGGAAUUGAUAUUGCAUAUGAGAGUUCACACAGGGGAGAGACCAUAUAAUUGUCCUGUAUGCAAGAAAAGUUACAUGGCAUUAAGCUAUUUAAGACUUCAUCAGCGUGUUCACACCGGGGAGAAACCUUACCAGUGCAAAGAAUGUGGAAAAUGCUUUGGUUAUAAAGGAAGCUUGAAGUCUCAUAUGAGCACUCACACAAAAACUUCAGCCUGAAGUGAGAACAACAAAUGAUUACUCGCAUGAAUUUCUUGUUACAUCCAACUUGUAAAUAAUUUGUUAUGUUCUAUUUUCUGGCAUUUGACAACUAAACAAAUGUAGUUAUGUGAGAGGAGUGAUAAAACAUCAGUCAGUAUCAGAUUCGUAAGCUCAUUUUUGCUCUCACUUUUUUUGGAUACCUACUGGCUAGGACAAUGAGGGAAUUUGACAAUGCUGGCCCGGCUGAAAAGUGAUUGCAUCCUUUUUGAAACCAGGCUGCCUCACGGGCAUGAGCCACUCCUCCCUCACCACUUUUGCCUGGUCACAUGACAGGCCAUAGUCCGCGGUUCAGCCUAAUCAAACUCCUGCACUGCUCGCUUCAGGAAGUCGUCACAGCUGUGUCUAACAGAGCACACACUUGGAUUCCUAAACAACAGGAGUUCAUAAUCAAUUGUUUAACAAUGACAUACAGGAUAUUUGGGCCACUAUCUUCUAUCUGUACUUUUGUCUGCAUGUUAGAAUAUUGAAGUAGCCUAUAUAGUCUUUGUUGACUAUAUAAUGCAGCAAAUAUUUUAUAUGUUUCAUUUUUUUUAAAUAAAAAAAAAUGGGGGUGUAGAUCUGCUUUAAUAUUGCAGACAGAUUGUGGUUUUCAAUGUAAUUGUCUGCAUCAUUUCCAAUCCCCCAUAAAUGUUUUUGUGUUUUUUAUAUAUAUAUAUAUAUUUUAAUAUAUUUAAUUUUAAUAUUUUCCUCUAACCCUACCAUCCCUCCCCUAAUUGUAGUAAACUAAUGAACAACAACACUUAGGCUUCUACUUCCAUCUUAUAUAUACACUAUAUACAUUUUACGGACACAGUAUAUUUUACAAUAGUUAUCUUUUGUGUGUUUUUAGUCCCUUCCUUCAGCUACCCUCAACCUCUCCCAUAUAUCUCUGAACACCAUCCAAUGUUGAUUUCUAUUUGCCAUAUGUUUUCCAACUGUGCUGUUUCACAUACGUUCUGAAACUCUACACAUUUUACGGACACUGUUUAUUUUUAGUCCCACCCUUCAACUCCACUCAACCCCUCCCAUCUAUCUCUGAACAUCAUCCAGUUUUGAUUUCUAUUUGCCAGACCAAAGGACAGAUUUCCACCUGUUUAAUGUCCAUUGCUCGUGUUACUUGUUCCAAGCAAGUCUCUUCUUCUUAUUGGAGUCCUUUAGAAGUGGUUUCUUGGCAAAUUCGACCAUGAAGGCCUGAUUCACGCAGUCUCCUCUGAACAGUUGAUGUUGAGAUGUGUCUGUUGCUUGAACUCUGAAGCAUUUAUUUGGGCUGCAAUUUCUGAGGCUGGUAACUAAUGAACUUAUCGUCCGCAGCAGAGUUAACUCUGGGUCUUCCUUUCCUGUGGCGGUCCUCAUGCGAGCCAGUUUCAUCAUAGCGCUUGAUGGUUUUUGCGACUGCACUUGAAACUUUAAAAGUUCUUGACAUUUUCCUCAUUGACUGACCUUCAUUUCUUAAAGUAAUGGACUGUCGUUUCUCUUUGCUUAUUUGAGCUGUUCUUGCCAUAAUAUGGAUUUGGUAUUUUACCAAAUAGGGCUAUCUUCUGUAUACCACCCCCUACCUUGUCACAACACAACUGAUUGUCUCAAACGCAUUAAGAAGGAAGGAAAUUCCACAAAUUAACUAGGCACACCUGUUCAUUGAAAUGCAUUCCAGGUGACUCCCUCAUGAAGCUGGUUGAGAGAAUGCCAAGAUUGUGGAGGGAUGUCAUCAAGGCAAAGGAUGGCUACUUUGAAGAAUCUCAAAUAUAUUUUGAUUUGUUUUACACUUUUUUGGUUACUACAUGAUUCCAUAUGUGUUAUUUCAUAGUUUGUCUUCACUAUUAUUCUACAAUGUAGAAAAUAAUAAAAAGGUGUGUCCAAAUGUUUGACUGGUACUGUAUAUAACUGGUAUAUAUAACAUUCUAUUGGUUGCAAGAAUUUUGUAUAAUUAAAAAUGAAAAACACUG